Molecule: messenger RNA, 1551 nt
Organism: Magnolia sinica
Lineage: Eukaryota; Viridiplantae; Streptophyta; Magnoliopsida; Magnoliales; Magnoliaceae
Product: hydroquinone glucosyltransferase-like
Exons: 1
Coding region: 53-1462 (469 amino acids)
Molecular function (GO): UDP-glycosyltransferase activity
Source: RefSeq, a predicted model, not a curated record
GAGAUUUUUCCAUUUCCAAUUUUUUUUUUCGCCUAAAUUUUUAUGUUUUGCCAUGGACACUACAAAGUGCCACGUGGCAAUAAUCCCUAGUCCUGGAGUGGGCCAGAUCAUUCCCCUCUUGGAAUUUGCCAAGCGUCUGGUGUCUCUCCACGGCUUCCACGUCAGCUUCUUCAUCCUAACCACCGAUGCCUCAACGGCCCAAUCCCAACUGAUCCGAUCAACGUCCGUUCCCGACGGUCUCCACAUCAUCCAGCUUCGGCAGGAUUCGUCGUCAAUGACCCGCAUAUCUAAGGUGAUUAGAGAAUCGAUACCGUUGCUCCGGUCCGCAAUUACUGACCUAGCGAAUCCAACGGUCCUGAUCGUCGACAUCUUCGGCACAGAUGUCUUCGAGAUCGCCGAUGAUCUACGGAUGCUCAAGUACCUGUUCUUCACAUCAUCUGCAUCGUUGCUCGCGCUCAUGAUGCAUCUGCCGACGCUGGAUCAGGAAAUCAACGGUGAGUACAUCGAUCUCCCCGAACCGCUGCAAAUUCCUGGUUGCAAUCCGAUUCGGAUCGACGACUUGGUUGAUUCAUUACGCGAUCGGAGAAAUGAACGGUACAGAUCGUUCCUACACCAUGCUCACAGGUUCCGAAUGGCCCACGGUAUUCUAAUCAACACGUGCGAAGAUCUGGAGCCGAAAACAAUCAGCACGUUGAGAGAGAACGAUACCCUAAUGCAAAACCCCACCCCACGUGUGUAUCCAGUGGGCCCACUAAUAAGAUCAGACCGUCCGUUUUUUCAUGGACCGGCGUGUCUUACGUGGCUGGACAUGCACCCACCUGAGUCUGUUCUGUUUGUAGCAUUUGGAAGCGGUGGGACCCUAUCAGCUAAGCAGAUUACUGAGCUGGCAUGGGGGUUGGAGCUGAGUCAGCAACGGUUUAUCUGGGUGGUCCGUCCACCUAGCGGAAGGGAUGGUCCACGGAAUGUCAGGGUCUCGAUGGACGGCUCUGAUGAUCCGUUGGACUACUUGCCAGAUGGAUUCCUGACUCGGACCCGGGGUGUUGGGCUCGUGGUCCACACGUUCGGCCCACAGAUAGAGAUACUAGGCCACAUUUCAACGGCUGGAUUUCUAACACAUUGCGGAUGGAAUUCAACGAUGGAGAGUAUCAUGCACGGUGUGCCCAUGAUCGUGUGGCCACUCUACGCUGAGCAGAGGAUGAACGCUGCAAUGCUGGCCGAUGAUCUAAAGGUGGCGGUCCGAUCGGAACCGUUGAAUGGAGUGGUUGGACGAGAGGAGUUAGAGAGGGUGGUGAGAUUAGUGAUUGACGGUGAAGAAGGGAAGACCAUGCGGGCCAGGGUGAAAAAGCUCAAAGAUGCUGCCUUGAGAGCUUUGGAUGAAGGAGGCUCUUCUUGCAAUUCCCUCUCUCAUGUAGUCAGUGAAUGGAAAGUGAAUCUCCAAAACAUGGAUGAAAAUGUACAGUAGUUUCAAAGUGGAGCAUAAUCUGAGCCGUUGAUAAUGUGUCCUAUGUAAAGAUCGAGUGGAGAAAGAAAAUAAUUCUUAUCAUUAUCUUC